Messenger RNA from Orbilia oligospora ATCC 24927, 537 nucleotides. RefSeq lists its product as uncharacterized. The coding region runs from base 1 to 537 and encodes 178 amino acids. The record is from RefSeq and is a predicted model, not a curated record. NCBI's taxonomy places the organism in Eukaryota, Fungi, Ascomycota, Orbiliomycetes, Orbiliales, Orbiliaceae. The transcript is spliced from 2 exons.
AUGUCUUUCUUAAGCCACCCCAUUCACCCGGCCCUCGUCCACUUUCCUAUCGCCUUUCUAACCUUCUCUCACACAAUCGACAUCCUCCACUACCUCACCACAAACUUCUCCAUCCCCUUCCUCUCAACCCUGUCCCCUCUCUUCCCACAGCUUCUGUCCAGCUCCCGUCUCCUCCACACCCUUGGUAUCUUCAGUGCAAUCCCAGCAAUCAUCACCGGAAUCGCCCAAGCAUCAGCUCAAGCCGCCAAACCAGGGAAUCUCUACGAAGCAGAUGGGAAAACUAUCAAAAAGAAGUUUUAUGUCAUGGCUGCACAUGCUGCUCUUAAUGACUUUUGUGUAAUUGUUAGUGGGUCUAGUUGGUGGUCGAGGUAUAAAGCUCAUGGGAUACUUGGGGCGGUGGAACCAGGUGUUAAUGAGCUGGCGGUUGCUGGGGUGGUCUUGCCAGUGCUUUUGUUCGCGGCUAGUCUUGGUGGGGAUUUGGUUUAUAAGCAUGGAAUGGGGUUUUCGGCUGCUAAGAGUGCAAAGAAGGAGCAGUAG